Messenger RNA from Nylanderia fulva, 496 nucleotides. Lineage: Eukaryota; Metazoa; Arthropoda; Insecta; Hymenoptera; Formicidae. The record is from RefSeq and is a predicted model, not a curated record.
CGCCGGCGUACGAUUAUGCACCGAAUCCUGAUAAGCAGUGCGGAUACUUCAAGUUACGCAGAAGAUGCAACCCAUUCAUAAGCAGUUUACAGAUCUCUUAAUGACGAAAAGACUGCAAACUUUACAGAGCGUCGACGCUGCCGUAGACAGGAUUUAUCAAGAAUUAAAGGAUUUGGGUGAACUGGAUAAUACGUAUAUUAUUUAUACGUCCGAUCACGGAUAUCAUUUGGGACAGUUCGGGCUUAUAAAAGGCAAGAGCUUCCCGUUCGAGUUCGAUGUGAGGGUGCCAUUUCUCAUCAGAGGUCCUGGCGUCGAACCCGGAUCCAUGUAAGUCUCUCAAUUACAUAUUUAAUAUUUUCGGCGUUCUUUGUUAUUAAAAUUCAAAAUUACAUGCUUCAUCUAAUGGUUGGUUGGAUAACAAACUUUAGACAAAGUUAUGCAAGAGAAAAAGAUAAAAGGAAAAAUUAAAAAAUUUAUACAUGUACUAACUAAAAAA